ACACAGAGCUCCACCGUGGGAUCUUGACUCCGGUGGACCAGGCUCCCGCCGGGCAGACAGCAGAGAAGGGUCAGUUAGUACCAGCACGACCACCGAGCAGCACUGAGUCUCUGACCUGAAACCUCCAUAAUGCAUGGGGGCAAGAGAGGGUUAGUGGCUCCGCAGAACACUUUCCUGGAGAAUAUAGUCCGGCGGUCCAGCGAAACAAGCUUCCUGUUGGGAAAUGCACAGAUCCUGGAGUGGCCAGUCGUUUACAGCAAUGAUGGAUUCUGCAAGCUGUCUGGAUACCACAGAGCAGAGGUGAUGCACAAGAGCAGCACAUGCAAUUUCAUGUAUGGUGAUCUGACUGAUAAAAAUACGAUAGACAAAAUCAAACAAACAUUUGACAGCUAUGAGUCUAAUUUCUAUGAGGUGCUCCUGUAUACAAAGAAUAAAACACCAAUAUGGCUUUACAUGCAGAUAGCCCCAAUCAGAAAUGAAAAUGACAAGGUGGUGCUUUUCCUCUGCACCUUCAGAGACAUCACCCUGUUCAAACAGCCAAUUGACGAUGAGUCCACAAGAGGGUGGACAAAGUUUGCCAGGCUCACACGAGCACUGGCCAACAAUCGAAACCUGGUGCAGCAGUUAACACCACUCAAUAAGUCGGAGGUCAGCCACAAGCCCUCCAGACUGGCUGAGGCUCUCCAGCUGGGAUCAGACAUUCUCCCUCAGUACAAGCAGGAAGCCCCCAAGACCCCUCCACACAUCAUCCUCCACUACUGCACUUUCAAGACCACUUGGGACUGGAUCAUCCUCAUCCUCACCUUCUACACUGCCAUCAUGGUACCCUAUAAUGUUUCCUUCAGGACCAAGCAGAACAACUUGGCCUGGCUGGUUGUGGACAGUGUUGUCGAUGUCAUCUUUUUGAUUGACAUUGUGCUCAACUUCCACACCACCUUUGUGGGUCCAGCUGGAGAGGUGAUUUCAGAUGCCAAGCUCAUAAGAAUGAAUUACCUAAAGACGUGGUUUGUCAUCGACCUGCUGUCCUGCCUGCCCUAUGAUAUCAUCAACGCCUUUGAAAACGGUGAUGAUGAUAUCCUCACACAUGCCUCUUCCACGGGUCAUCUUCGUGAGUCACAUUUCCACAGAAAUAGCACACGGACUGAAGACUCCGUUCUACCAGGUCUCAGCAGCCUCUUCAGUUCCCUUAAAGUCAUCCGCCUACUCCGUCUGGGCCGCGUAGCCCGAAAACUGGACCACUACCUGGAGUAUGGAGCUGCGGUCCUGGUCCUGCUGGUGUGUGUCUUCGGCCUGGUGGCUCACUGGCUUGCCUGCAUUUGGUACAGCAUUGGGGACCACGAGGUCAUCGAUGAGACCACCAACACCAUUAAGACAGACAGCUGGCUCUACCAGUUGGCACUGAGUAUUGGAACUCCUUACCGCUACAACACUAGCGGUAAUGGCCGAUGGGAAGGAGGUCCUAACAAAGACACGCUGUACAUUUCUUCUCUCUACUUCACCAUGACUAGCCUGACCACCAUUGGAUUUGGUAACAUUGCUCCAACAACAGAUGGCGAGAAGAUUUUCUCCGUGGCUAUGAUGAUGGUGGGCUCGCUGCUAUAUGCCACAAUCUUUGGAAACGUCACCACCAUCUUUCAGCAGAUGUACACCAACACAAAUCGCUACCACGAGAUGCUCAACAAUGUGCGUGACUUCCUUAAGCUUUACCAGGUUCCCAAAGGUCUGAGCGAGAGGGUCAUGGACUUCAUCGUCUCCACCUGGGCCAUGUCGAAGGGCAUUGACACAGACAAGGUUCUCUCCAUCUGUCCUAAAGACAUGCGUGCAGACAUCUGCGUCCACCUCAACAGACAGGUGUUCAAUGACCAUCCAGCUUUUCGCCUGGCAAGUGACGGCUGUUUGCGCUCUCUCGCCGUGGAGUUUCAGACCACACACUGCGCACCUGGAGACCUCAUCUUCCACAUCGGGGAGAGCGUUGAUACGCUCUGUUUUGUAGUCUCGGGUUCACUCGAAGUCAUCCAAGAUGACGAGGUCAUCGCAAUACUAGGUAAAGGUGACGUGUUUGGAGAUGCAUUCUGGAAAGAGACCACGUUGGCUCGAGCCUGUGCGAAUGUGCGCGCUCUGACGUACUGCGAUCUGCACGUCAUCCGGAGAGAGGCUCUGAUGCGGGUGCUGGAGUUUUACACCGCAUUCGCCAACUCUUUCUCCCGCAACCUCAUCCUCACCUGUAACCUGCGAAAACGGGUCAUCUUCAGGAAGAUUGCCGAUGUGAAGAGGGAGCAGGAGCAUCAGAGUGACGUGACUCUGUCCAUUCCCGAAGACCACCCGGUUCGCAAGCUGUUCCAGAAGUUCAGACAGCACAGAGACGCUCAAACAGGAGAGUCCAACACUUACUUAGAUCACAACUGCGUGCAGGUGGAGAUGCAGCAGCACCCCCAGCACCACACUGACUCAAACUCUUACACUCAGCCCAGUCACUCAGUAUCUCCUCAGCAGCGGCAGGACAACACCUCAGCAGGAGGGGGGAACAAUUGCAACAUGCCCGAAAAGUCAGAGCAAAGGAGCACAAUGGAGGCGGUGGGGUCUGUAUCAAAGCCUUGUCCAGAGAGCCGGUUUGGUCAGAGCAGUGGUGCAGGUGGAGAGGGUAACGCAGGGAGCGGCAGAGGUGUGAGAGGCUGGGCAAAGUUUAGAAACGCCACAUCUGCUGAGCCAGCACGUCCUCCUGUCGGGCAGGAGAAGCAGACGCAGAAAGCAGACGAGUGGCCGAAAGGAUCGCAGUCCUCAGAACAGAUUGCAGCCCCCAAAAAGAACCACGAAUCAGGGGGAGGUGGAGAGGGCAGCAACAGCGCAGGUGAGGAAACAAGCGCCCUGCACAAAACUGACUCCUGCGACAGUGGUAUCACAAAGAGCGAUCCACGCAUCGACCGAGCAGGAGAUUCAAGAAGCUCCUUCGAGCGAAGCCCGAUGGAAAGGAGCCCCAUGGAGAGAAAUCCAUUUGAGCACAGCCUCGGGGUUUACGCCGAGGUCUCCCUCAGACACUCAUUCGUGCAGCCGCUGUCUGAACAAGCGCUACUUCAAGCGACGCUCCACGCGGCCAAGCUGGAGCUGAAAGCAGACAUUCAGAUACUGAGCGGGCGACUGUCGCUGCUCGAGGCUCAGGUGAGCGAGAUCCUCAGGCUGCUGUCGGUAAAAAGAAGACUCUCACUGCCGCCAGCGUCCUCUCCAAAAGCAAGACGGAAAAGUCAAGACUCGGUCACCGCCUCCAGGCCGGCUUCACCCAAAACAGACGACGAGGAUCUUUAAAUUUUCUCACUUAACAAAAAAAUAAAGGAUUAGAUAAGCAUUGUGCAUGUCCUGCUGGACUACAAGUUUUAAUACUUGAUUGCAUGAAAUGUUACCUUAGCACCACAAGAAUCCAGGGAUUUAUCUUAUACUGUAGCUUUUAACUUAUGAGACACUUGUGUGUGAGAGGAAGCAGGGACAAGUAAUGAACAAAAAGCACAAAAAGGAAAUGAUGCUUGAUGAGGUGCUUGGCGAAACAUGCAAGUCUGAUGAAAAUAAGAUGGAGUGGUCCUUUACGUUUCUGGAAGUCAGUUUACUGUUUUGAUGGGGUUUUUUUGUUUUUUGGGAGAAAACCUUGAAGUUCACAUUUCUAUUUUGUGGACAAGCUGAAGCUCAGUGAGCAUUUCCACAUGCACAGUGUAUUAUAGAUACACAGCUUUAUCUUAUUUAGGAGGGAAAUCCAGAGUUUUUGUUGCUCAUCCUCAGUGGAGCGACUACCUUCAGAGUUAAUUAUCAGGUAAUUAAAUGUGCCUUACAAUUCCAAAGCCUCACUGCGAGCUGUUUUGAUGAAAUCUAAUGUUAUAUAUACAUAUAUAUCUAUAUGCAUUGUCUUAUUUAAAAACUCAUUUCCCGUGCAUGUAAAAAUAAAGGACAGCAAUGCAAUAAUGCCACUUUUACAUUUUUGUUAAAGGUUUCUUUUCCUUCAGGAUGCGAACACGUCAUCAGGUUAUUGCAGCAGACUCAUUGUGCAUUUUUCUUCAUGUAGCUUUGCAUCUUGCUCAGGUAUCUUUGUUCUCAGACUGAAUUUGAACUAUUUCUAUUUAUUAGCCAUUUUGUAAGAUAAAUGGUACUGCAUAUCCUGUUUUAAUCAUUUAAAUGAUGGUUCACUAUGCAUAUCUAAAGGGAAAGUGCACUAAACUCAGUUUGUUCAUAUUUUUUGGUGGUUUAUGAAACCACUGGGGAAAUUCUGUGUGAACUGUAAAGGUCCAAGCAUGUGACUGUUAAGUAUGUCUGUUCUAUGUUACGUUCAGAGACGACCUUGCAUGCAUCCGAGGGAGCCUGUCAACUGUGAAAUGAGUAAUGAAAAGUAA
Messenger RNA from Oreochromis aureus, 4370 nucleotides. Its product is annotated as potassium voltage-gated channel subfamily H member 5-like. Gene Ontology annotation, biological process: regulation of membrane potential; potassium ion transmembrane transport. The record is from RefSeq and is a predicted model, not a curated record. Bases 130 to 3300 code for a protein of 1056 amino acids. Gene Ontology annotation, cellular component: membrane. Lineage: Eukaryota; Metazoa; Chordata; Actinopteri; Cichliformes; Cichlidae. Gene Ontology annotation, molecular function: voltage-gated potassium channel activity. The transcript has 12 exons.